Molecule: messenger RNA, 1323 nt
Organism: Jaminaea rosea
Lineage: Eukaryota; Fungi; Basidiomycota; Exobasidiomycetes; Microstromatales
Exons: 2
Coding region: 8-913 (301 amino acids)
Biological process (GO): transmembrane transport; monoatomic ion transport
Cellular component (GO): membrane
Molecular function (GO): monoatomic ion channel activity
Source: RefSeq, a predicted model, not a curated record
CCUCGGCAUGCCCGGCUCCACACCAGGCAACGAGCAAGUGGGUCACGGUACCAUCUUCGACUCAUCUGCCAUGCACCAACCCACCACCUCAGCCUCCUCGUCCUCCACCCUCCCACAAUGGUCAGGCUCAGCCUCACAAUAUCGCUUGAAGAACUCAGAGGUUCUCAAGGGAGUGGCAAACCGCUUCGUUCACUCGACGGCUUACCUCUACCUGUAUGCUAGCAUGGCGUUGGCUUCCCUCUUCACCGUCUUGCUCAGCCUGAUCAAUGAGUGCCCGGGUGACGUCUUCUACAUAGUGGAGAUGCUGGUAAAUGUGGUGUUGGUGGUUGAGGUCGGGGUCCGCUUUGUCGCCUUUGGUAGGCAAUUCUGGCACUCAACAUUCAAUGUUUUGGACCUCUUCCUCGUCCUACUCUGCACCCUCACCCUCCUUAUCAUCUUCUUCUCCCACACCUGCUCGCCUUACAACCGAAACAAUCCGAAGGCAAAGCAUGGUCGUACUGGCAAAUCGGAGGAGCUCUUCGACUCCUUCCUGCUCGUGUUCAGGAACGGGAUGCAGUUGAUGAGACUGCUGGCGGUGGUGAGGAGGAGCGGACGCAAUGCAUGGACUGGCAGGCCGAGAGGUAUUGAGCUUGACCCAGGAGCUAUAGGAGCAGGAGGGGCUGGAGCCUACGGCGGGAGUCGAGCAGGACAGGUCCAGCAGGAGCAGAGGAGAAGAGGCGGCGCCGCAGGUGCAGGAGGGCAAGGAGGGGCCGGGGCGGCCAACGACUUCAGUCUGGACAUCGAUCUUGAAGACGAUGCGGCUGCGACGAGGAAUCGAAUGCGACAAGGCGGAGGAUCAGCAGCGCCGGAGCGACAACAUCUCAUGCACAGUGGCGGGAGCGGAGCAGACGACGAUGAGGAGGAGGAGCUGUAGGCCCGUGAUCGCCACGCAAUCUCAUUGAGUCAUCGUUCACCAAUCGAACAUUAGGUGUACGCUUCCUGCGCAGCAAGCGUAGCAAACGCACCUUGACCCGUCCUUCAGCUGGCUGGCCCGGUUCAAGCAAGCUCGCAACCCUGGUUCGAGGGCGUUCCUGAUCGGUGAGGUCGUGAGCCUCGCCACCUGCUUUGUCAAAAGCCCGGCGAUUUGACCAUGCUGAUGAUGACGGUGGCAGCGACUUGACAAGGCACGAGCACCUAUGCGCGCUGGAAAGACUGUCCGCGAAUCGUUCAGUCGCGAAUACUCUUGGCUCCUCCAUUGGCUCGACUUCUGGCGCACCGCGCACAACGAGCAAAGUGAUGGAACGUAUAAGUGUCAAUCGUGAUUGCAAGAGAGUGUUUAUGAAC